UUGCCAACAGCAAAAAAGAGAGCGCCAACUAGUACCUCUUCUCCUCAACCUCGUGCUGCAUCAAAGACAACAACACCAACACCAACACCUGCAGCAAAGAAAACUGCUGCUGGUGCAAAGAAGAAGCAACAACCUAAAAAGGUUGCCAAGACUAGUACAAAGGCGGGAACAGGAUUGAAAAAGAAGACGAGGAGAAGAAAGAAGAAAAUGACGUUCUCAUUGUACAUUCACAGGAUACUCAAGACUUUGGUGGAGGCUACGAGACGUCGUUCAGGAUUACGGGGUGCUGAUGAGAAGAAGAGAGUUACAAUAUCAACAAUGUCAAUGGCGGUCAUGAACUCAUUUGUCUUUGACAUCUUUGAGAGAAUAGCUACUGAGGCUGGGCUACUGGCCAGAAAGAGAAAGAGAAAGACUCUCCACUCACGAGACAUCCAAGUGGCAGUCCGUAUCAUCCUCUCUGGAGAACUUGCCAAACAUGCAAUCGUACAAGGAAUGACAGCAGUAUCCAAGUUCUACCCAGUAUCAAAUAAUUCAAAUCAUGAU
Molecule: messenger RNA, 543 nt
Organism: Acytostelium subglobosum LB1
Lineage: Eukaryota; Evosea; Eumycetozoa; Acytosteliales; Acytosteliaceae
Exons: 1
Biological process (GO): nucleosome assembly
Cellular component (GO): nucleosome
Molecular function (GO): DNA binding; structural constituent of chromatin; protein heterodimerization activity
Source: RefSeq, a predicted model, not a curated record